This is a messenger RNA of Panicum hallii, 2589 nucleotides long. Its product is annotated as L-type lectin-domain containing receptor kinase IX.1-like. Bases 1 to 2589 code for a protein of 862 amino acids. The record is from RefSeq and is a predicted model, not a curated record. Gene Ontology annotation, molecular function: protein kinase activity; carbohydrate binding; ATP binding. The transcript is spliced from 6 exons. Gene Ontology annotation, cellular component: plasma membrane. NCBI's taxonomy places the organism in Eukaryota, Viridiplantae, Streptophyta, Magnoliopsida, Poales, Poaceae. Gene Ontology annotation, biological process: protein phosphorylation.
AUGUCCUCCUGUAGUCCUUCCGCGUCCUCCUCCCGGGUCGAGCCCGAAGAAGGAAGAACAAGCCCAUCGGCCGCCGCAGCCGUCACCAUCGCCGUGGCGGGGACCAUGCCUCAAGCUGAGCUGCAAGUGCCGCGGACCCCAGCUGACGCCAGCUUCGACUACCCCAACCCCCGGGUCUUCAACCCGAGAGGAAUCCUCAAGCUCUGGGCCAGUCACAGCUGCGUCAGCCCCCGAGCCAUCGGCCCCAGAAGGAGUGUGAUCGUCCACUCCCGGAAACAAGCAGAAGAAUUGAAGACCCUUGCCUGCGACCGCAAGGAACUUGCUGCCCUGAGAAGACGCCUUGACGACGAGAGGACGGAGAACUCGCAUCUCGAGAAGGUCAACGUCGAGCUCCAACAACAACUUGAGGAACAGAAGAGGGAGCACGAGGCACAUAAGCACGAGCACCAUGCAACCGACCAAACAUCUUCCUUUUCACGAUCACUGCAUCCGCUCAACCUGCUGCCCCUCAUCUACAAUAUAUAUAGAAUAUAUGAGCCUCUUUCUACCUCACUUUCCUUCAACUUCGAUUUCUCCCAACCGGGUGGCUACAACGCUGCAAACUUCAGCUUCGACGGCGACACACACUACAACUUCCAGGCCCAGGUGAUCGAGCUGACAAAGAGUGACGGGAACCAAGGCUUGGACAACAGCGUAGGCCGGGCGUCGUACAAUCAGCCUGUGCGCAUCUGGGACGAGGUGACCGGCGAGCUUGCUAGUUUCACCACCGCAUUCUCCAUCCAAAUCCUGCCGGACAUUAUAAACAACCACACCGCAGGCGACGGUAUGGCUUUCUUCCUCGGGCAUUACCUUUCGAGGAUCCCUAGCGUCAGCGGGGGUGGCAACCUCGGCCUCUUCACCGAGGGUGAAAACAGCACCAACGCGACGGGAGACAAUCGGGUCGUGGCGGUCGAAUUCGAUACAUUCUUGAACUUAAACUACGACGAAACCAGUGACAACCACAUGGGAAUUGACACCAACUCCCUCAUCUCGAAGGAGUACACCAACACUAGCGUGCCUGGGAAGAACCUGACCUCCGGUCUCGUGAUGACCUGCCAGGUCACCUACGUCAACAGCACGAAGCGCCUCGCUGCUGACCUCCAGAUUGGCGACGUUACUUACCACGUCGGCACUAGUGCUGACCUGAGCUUGCUCUUACCGAGCGUGGUGGCAAUCGGCUUCUCAGGGGCUACUGGCGUCGCGUUGGAGCAACACCGGGUUCUGGCAUGGUCAUUUAACUCCACACUCGAUAGGACCCCUGAAACUGCACCGCCGCUUCCACCACCGUCUGCACAUGCACCGUCAGCUUCAUCUGAUAAUGGUCAUCGUGGUGGAGGUUUCUUCUCAAAAGUUUCAUGGAAGAUAGCUGGACCAAUAGUCGCAGUAGUUGUGGUACUGCUGGUAGCUGCCUUGGGAGGUCUCUUGUUGUGUCUAUUGAAGCCAUGGGCAGGAAGAAAGAGAGAGAAGUUUUUAGCUUCGGAUUAUAACAAGCGAGGUGAGAGUCAAGAACCAACUUCGGAAGAGGCUCCUGCCAACAUCCCGAGACCUUUCAGCUACCGUGAGCUGGCCAAGGCGACAAACAAGUUUUCAGUGCAAAAUAAGCUCGGGGAAGGGGGCUAUGCCAUCGUUUACAAGGGCCAACUGAAGAAUCCAAACCGACUCGUGGCCAUAAAAAACUUCAAACUCGUAAGGCAAUCGACUACUGAAAGGAGGAAGGCGUUCGAGGAUGAAGUCAAGGUUAUUAUUAAAGUCAGGCAAAGGCACCUGGUUGAGUUAGUAGGCUGGUGCAUUGAUGAAGAAAAGGAUAUCGUGUCACUCGUUUACGAGCUUGUGUCAGAAGGGAGCCUCCAUGAACAUUUGCACAAGGGAAGGAGUUGGUUGUCAUGGCCCAGGAGGUAUCAAAUUAUCCUCGAUCUAGGGUGUGCCCUGCGGUAUCUUCAUGCAGAGUGCACGGAGUGCGUCUUGCAUGGUGACAUAUCAGCAUCUAACAUACUGCUCGAUGCAAAGCAUGGAGCUAAAUUGGCAGACUUCGGUUUGGCAAGGUUGAUGGACCACGCCAUGGAGCUAAAAACGACCUGCAAUUUGGCUGGAACGCCAGGCUAUAUCGAUCCGGAUUUUGUGGACACCAGGAAGCGGAGCAGGGAGUCGGAUGUCUACAGCUUCGGCAUUGUUCUUCUAGAGACAGUCACUGGGCGAAGCCCCGCUGCUGCUGCUGGAGACCUUGUGUCCCCCUUGCUAAAGUGGGCAUGGGGCAUUCAGCGCAGCAGUACGAUCCUGGAAGCAGCGGAUCCAAGGCUCAGACACGAAUCCACGAGUGAUCACCAAGGUCAGAUGGAGCGUGUGCUACAGGUCGCGCUCUGGUGCGCACACACUGAACCGACGCAGCGGCCAUCCAUCAAAGAAGCCAUGAGGGCCUUGGAGUCGAGGGAUGUGGUGAUCCCUCAUUUAACACUGCCAGGGUUUGUGGCUGGUCCAUCAAAUCUUGUUCUUGAUGACAUGUCAUGUGAGACCUCAGACAGUGUUAUAUCCUCGGCUACCAGCCGGGCCUAG